AUGGCUGACCCUGAGCACAACCGGCAAAAUUGCCAGACACGCGACACGAAAAAUUUGAACUACGGCCAUUUUGGGACCGCAACAUACGAGGAAUCGACUCACAAAUGGCACUUCUUACGUCAACCUCAAGAUUACCACCAAGACGAUUAUAGGAGACCAGGUUUACAUUCCCUCCAACUAAUUCAUGAACCAAUUCGACAUCAUGGCGUGCAUAAUCCAGAAGUCAACACUUCGAGUCACAAUGCGCCAGCAUGGUUCGCUGCAAGGAGAACCUUGCUGAAGCACACACCAGAACUAUUUGGUGCUGCUCCACUUCUGCUAACUUCAUCCGAAAAUGACGUUCUGGGAACGCAUUACCUGCAACAAACACCUAGAGAAGUUCUUGCAUUUGGCCACGCUCGGGCUAUUGGGGAUCGUGGAUCACAUUCGCGUUUGGUGCCCAUCGUCGCAGUUCCUGUGGGGGCGGGAGGAGAGACUGUUCGAUUCCUUGGGACCGAUACUGGCGCCUUUGUGCCACAGGACGAGUCUGCUCCACCAUCUGAUUUGCGAGUCCCACGCAUUUCAGGUUCAAGAACUGGAUACUGGUGGCAGUCAGCUGAUCGUAUUCUGCAAAUCUCGUUCUGCGCCUCUCAUAACCGAACCCAGCUGCUAGUUCAGAAGGCGGGAGGGACAAGUAUUCUUCGACCGAUAAUCAGACCGCGUAUGGCGAGUGUCACCGCCUUUCCAAAAGCAGGCCGUACAAACUCUGAGCGUACUGCCUCGACCAUUGAGCCAAACCACAUCUUGACCAUUACAUGCUCUCGAACAGGGGGUCACCAUCAUACGGAUGCAAUGUUCAACCCCCUUGAUCCGAGUGUGCUGGCGAUAGCUGACACCAGUGGGCAAUGGAGUUUGUGGAAAAUAAAAGGGAAGCAGAGUCAAUCUACCCGCGUCACCUGGCGGGCGAAGCUUCUGCAGCAAGGUAACCUUUUCGACACCGAUCCUCAACCCUUGAAUCUCAAUCGGAGCAUUGAUUUAGCUGGAUGGUAUCGGGUGUGCUGGUUAAGCAAUUCCUCGGAGAUUACUGAGAGGAUUCUUGUCUGCAGUCGUUUUUCAGCUACUAUCUUCACUACAGAAGGAGCUUUUGUGAACCAUGUCGAUAUGCGACUGGGUCCCUCUUCCGAUGGUGUCUGCAUUCUCGACGUAAAGCAAAGCCAACGGAGCAGGCAAUUGAUAUAUGUGCUCUCAACUGCUCACUUGCAGAUUUUCACCACUUCCCAACUUGAUUUGGAUUUAGGAUCUCGAACGGAGCCUCUCAACCUAUUGUGUGCCUGGAAGCACUUUCGGGAUGAAGGCGAUCUCGAUUUGAGGAUGACAAUUCAGGAAUUUUCACGCAGUUCCUGGGUCUUUCUAUAUUCGCCUUCAAGUAAUAUCGCUACCGUGUAUCAAUUCUGUCUCAAUCAGUCAGGCUCUCAAGUUGAAUCCUCAGGGGAGCCUACCAGCCUUCAAUGGCCGAAGAGGCUUUGUGGACGGGUGAAAACCAUCACUAAUCUGGUGACGGUCCCACUUACUUCUCGAGUCAAUAAUCAUGAACCCGAUGAGCUUAACCUGGGUGUCAUUAACUUGGUGGCCUGGACUUCUCAGGGGACCAUGGUUGAAGCCUUCUAUCGACAUGGACUUGAAGAUAUCUCUGGGAAAAAGAAAGAGGUCAAAGGAGAAUUUCACUUUCCCCUCCUUGAACCCACCAGUCAGCCAUACUUGAGCAGCAGAUUUGUCGAUGAAGACGAUCUGGAUAACUUUGUGGUCUCAGAUGAGACUGAGACUGAGAAUGAGUGGACGACAUUUAAACCUCCAGAACCAGCCCUUCAUAAAGACACCCGAGCUCUGUCUUAUCGUGCAGAAAUUCUUCAGUGGGACGACGUACUGGACGACAUAGCUCUCCAGAGCGAUGAAAGAAAUCGGCCUACUGUCACUGAGUCUUUCGAGCGCCUCUACCAGCGUGGUACUCGCCUGUGUGAUGGUUUGGGUCCGAUUUCAACAUUGUCAUAUCAACUCAGAGUUCCACGUAUAUUGGAUCUCGAGGCUGCCUCUCAGAGGGUGGAUGAAUGGAUAAAUACUGUCCAAGCCACCAGCCAUGUCUUCGUCCAACCGACCAACUCAUAUUCGAAAUCGCUCCUCUACGCAAUAGGCGAGACUAGCUUGCUUACGGUCUACAAUGCUUAUCUUUCCGCCUACAUCACUCCACUCUCGUCACACGUAAGUGAUCGAAAUCGAGUCAAUCGAGAAAAAAUCGUUCGCCAGGCGACUGCCGAUGCGUUCUUUAGCAGUAUAAUCUUGCGAACAGACAUUCAAAUCUCCGAAGCUGAAGACACCGCCGAAGCAGCGCCUGGGCAAGUAGAUUCGUCUGAUCUACCCCAGCAUUCUUCUCAACCACUGGUGUCUACAACUCCAUCCCUGUGCCCGGAAUCAAUCGUGAGUCGCCUCUGCAGCUAUACGACCUUCAAGCGAGAAAGUUCUCAACUGCUAUCCACGAGUGGCGUUGCAAUAUCAAAGCUCCUUGAACAUUUGCCAACUACUAUUGACAGUGAUCCCACGUCCUACUCGUAUGAGGCUACGAACAAGAAAAUUCAAGACGCGCAAGACGAGGAGGCAGAGUUAUCACUGGAUGCACGUGAAAGACGUAAAAUCAGGAGACAGUCCACGAAACGGCUCAAAGCUCUCGAAAAACAGACAAAGUACAGUCAGGAGGUACAGGCAGGGCGCGCAAUGAUCCCCAGUGUGACGAAUCGACGUUUGGCACCCAUAUUGCCAGGAAGGGAAGUCCGGAGCAGCCAACCAGGUAUUUUGGAUUCAAGCCCGGGCCAGAGCCAAGCGGCUCCAGUGCUCAACAUGUCGCAACCCGAGAGAGGCGCGUAUGAAACAAGACCUUCGUUGAAGAAAAGGGCAAAAGAGAAGGUUGUGGUAAAGCGAAAGGCAGGGUUCUGA
Messenger RNA from Exophiala aquamarina CBS 119918, 2964 nucleotides. RefSeq lists its product as uncharacterized. Gene Ontology annotation, biological process: nucleolar large rRNA transcription by RNA polymerase I. Gene Ontology annotation, molecular function: RNA polymerase I transcription regulatory region sequence-specific DNA binding; RNA polymerase I general transcription initiation factor binding. NCBI's taxonomy places the organism in Eukaryota, Fungi, Ascomycota, Eurotiomycetes, Chaetothyriales, Herpotrichiellaceae. The transcript is spliced from 2 exons. Gene Ontology annotation, cellular component: RNA polymerase I core factor complex. The coding region runs from base 1 to 2964 and encodes 987 amino acids. The record is from RefSeq and is a predicted model, not a curated record.